GUUUUUCUACCUGUACCACUUCGCUUUCUAUGCGUACCACUACCGCUUCAAUGGGCAGUACAGCAGCCUGGCUCUGGUCACCUCCUGGCUCUUCAUCCAGCACUCCAUGAUCUACUUCUUCCACCACUACGAGCUGCCCGCCAUCCUGCAGCAGGUGCGCAUCCAGGAGAUGCUGCUGCAGACCCCGCCCCUGGGCCCCGGGACCCCCGCAGCGCUGCCCGAUGAACUGAACAACAACUCAGGCACCCCGGCCGUGGUCCCGGACCCUGCUGGCCAGCCCCCUGCCCUGGGCCCUAGCUCACCAG
This is a messenger RNA of Galeopterus variegatus (Sunda flying lemur), 305 nucleotides long. RefSeq names its product membralin-like. Lineage: Eukaryota; Metazoa; Chordata; Mammalia; Dermoptera; Cynocephalidae. Gene Ontology annotation, biological process: positive regulation of ERAD pathway; response to endoplasmic reticulum stress. The record is from RefSeq and is a predicted model, not a curated record. Gene Ontology annotation, cellular component: endoplasmic reticulum. The transcript has 2 exons. The annotation marks the transcript as partial.